Molecule: messenger RNA, 3772 nt
Organism: Melanotaenia boesemani (Boeseman's rainbowfish)
Lineage: Eukaryota; Metazoa; Chordata; Actinopteri; Atheriniformes; Melanotaeniidae
Gene: nags
Product: N-acetylglutamate synthase
Exons: 8
Coding region: 27-1682 (551 amino acids)
Biological process (GO): L-arginine biosynthetic process
Cellular component (GO): mitochondrial matrix
Molecular function (GO): L-glutamate N-acetyltransferase activity, acting on acetyl-CoA as donor; arginine binding
Source: RefSeq, a predicted model, not a curated record
ACGCCGACGCAGCAGCCGCGUGUUAAAUGAAACUGUCCGCACUCGGGAGAGCUCCAGCUGUCAGCUCGGCAGGGUUCAGGACUGCGCCAGCUUUUAGCAUGUCCAAAGUGAACAGCGGCUCCACUGGCUGUCGGGCCAUGGUCAUGGCUGGAAAGUACCUGGCGAGUCCCAACCCGCCCUCCACCUCGCUGAAGCGGAGCUCCAGCCAGCAGCAGCAGCGGAGGAUGUUCGCUCCCCAGCGCCGCAUGGUCAGUUCCGACGCAGCGAACACGAGGGUGAGAGUCCCGGCUUUGGCUCAGCAGGAGAACCUGGGGUAUUUCUCCGCUGCGGAUCGGCACGCGCUCGCCUCCCGGAACCUGAUUUACCGGGAUGUGAAAGCUUUUCUCAGUGAGGUUGGAGGAGACCCCCGGGAGGCCCGGUACUGGCUGACCCAGUUCCAGAGAACCACUACGGCUCAGUCUCCUGCCUUUGCUGUACUGGAGGUGGACAGUUCUGUUUUCCGCAGCAGGGAAACGGUUCAGAGCCUGGCCUUCGGACUGUCCUUCCUGCAGCGUAUGGACAUGAAGCCUGUUGUGGUGAUAGGCCAAACUCAGCUCCUGGAAAAAGAGCCUGCUGAAUCAGUGACGGGGUCUUGGUGCACCAGAGUGCUGGUGGAGCGGUGCCAGCAGCUGACCGAGGUUCUGCAGCAGCACUCUGCUACUGUCCUGCCGUUCUUCUCCGCAGAGUCCUUCCUUCAACUGCAUGAAGCACCACCAGGAAGCAGUGCUGCACCCUACAUUUCUGUGGACACCAGCCUCCUCCAGUGGAGUCUGGACUGUGGGACAAUCCCGCUGGUUUGUCCGGUGGGAAGGGACUGGAGGGGAUGCUCUGUAAUACUGGACCCAACGGAGGUGACGGUGGCCAUUUCCCGAGCUCUUCAACCCCACAAAGUCAUUUUCCUGAACAGCUCCGGUGGCCUGCAGAGCCCAAAACACAAGGUGCUGGGCACCGUGUCGUUGCCCACCGACCUGCCCAGUCUGUCCGUGGCAGAGUGGCUGAGUGGUGCAGAGCGCCGGAAAGUGAGCGCCAUCGCCAGACUUCUCAAUCAACUGCCCACCGAGUCCUCUGCUGUGAUCACGUCAGCGGGAACGCUGCUGACUGAGCUGUUCAGCCACAGAGGCUCUGGGACCCUCUUUAAAAAUGGAGACCCCAUACACCGGUACAGCUCUCUGGAUGAGAUCGAUGCAGACCGUCUGCUGGCUCUCAUCAACAAGUCCUUUGCUAAAACUCUGAGGCAGGAUUACAUCGACUCUCUGAAAGGACGGCUUCACUCCAUCUACCUCUCUGAAGGUUACAGUGCGGCGGCCAUCAUCACCAUGGAGCCAGUGAACGGUGGCACCCCCUACCUGGACAAGUUUGUUGUGAGCAGCAGUAAGCAGGGUCAGGGCACCAGUCACAUUCUGUGGGAGUGCAUCAGACAAGACCUGGGAAAACUGUUCUGGAGGUCCAGAGCCACCAACAGAAUCAACCCAUGGUAUUUUAAGCACUGUGACGGCAGCUUUGCGAAUGGAGCGUGGAUCGUCUUCUGGUUUGGUCUGACAGACAUCAGAGAUUCCUACGCGCUGGUGGAGCAUGCCAAGAACCUCCCCAACUCAUUCCACAACUCCUCCUCUGAGCCUCCGCCACCUGAUGCAGGAUGCUGAGCAGCUGCCUGCAGAGCUGCCGUUCACUGUAGCUCAACCCUGAAGAACUGAACAUUGUUUUCUAAGGUUUACUCUGACUUGCUGUGGCCGGGAUUUGCAAAAAAAAACACUACAUCAAGUGAAACACUUUUACAUAUUUACAUCACAGAAACCAUGUUUACAUUUACAAAAGUACAAAGCUGAAACACUUUCACCAAGGACUGCAUUUCAGAAAAAAACACUGUACAAAACGUAAAACACUUGAAUAAUCCUUGAUGCAAACUUGCACCUGGAAAACACAAAGUUCUGAGUACAUUGCAGAAACAUUUUUACCAACGACAAAGAAACUUUACAUUGGCGUGAAACACUUUCACAAGUUCAGGAAACACAAUUACAAAGAUGAGAACUGGCCGGUGGUACAUCAAAAUCUUUGACUAGAGGGUGCAAUAGCGUACAUUUCUCUGCAUGUACGUCUUAAAAGACGAGCAAAGUCCGGGAAACACCUUUAUUGAAGAGCUGAGUUCAUUUGGAUGCAGGCACAGUGAAGUCACACAUUCUGGUUGCUAUCAGACAAAGUGGCAUCUGUGACUGUGUGAGGGCCACAAAAUGUUAGAAGAGUCCAGACUUAGGGGUGACAUAGGUACAUGCAGAGAAAGGUACACUAUUGCCCCUGGCGGUCACAGAUUCUGAUGGGUCACAGAUUUUGGUGCAACACCAGUUCUUUGUAAAAGUGUUUCUGUAAACUUUUAAAAGUGUUUUGCGUCACUUUGCUUUGCAGUUGGUAAAAAUAUUUCAGCGGUGUAUUCAGAACUUUGUGUUUUGCAGUUGCGCCUGUAAAUUUGCAUCAAGGAUUGUAAAGGUGUUGUACGGUUUGUACCGUUGUUUUUCUGUAAGGAAAACUGGUUUAGCCCUUGGUGAAAGUGUUUCAGCAUUUUAAACAUGUAAAUUUGCAUUGCGACAAUAUAAACGUGUUUCACUCGAUGUAAUAUUUUGCACUUCGCGGCCACCAUAAUGACUAGACUUCCCUCUGCUUUGAAACCGAGAGCGGUAUUGUUCUUAAAUGUAGAGAAUGCACGUCUGUCCACCAUGCUGGGGGAAUAUUUUCUGUCGCUGGUACCGUCUCUCUUGUUGCGCUUGUCUUCUCUAAAUAUUUGCUGCUGUGCAGAUGUUAGAGACACAGGUUUGAUCAUUUAGGGGCCAUGAAUGAUAUAUAUAUCAUAUAUAUUAUAUUCUAAAAUAGAAAUCAGAGCAGCAGCAUUUUUCAACAAAGUAGCUGACAGCUGGUAGAAAGGAUGUAUUCUUUAAAGACGCAGGACGAGUCUAAUGAAGUUUCGAUGGGGGACCAGGAAGGGGUGAUCAGGAAAAGGAGGGCACAAAUUGGACCUUUUUUUUCUUUUUUUUCUUUUUAAAUGUCCAGAUUUUUUUUUAUGAAAUAUUGACAUUAUUACAACUGAAGUGAUGAUCUACUAGAAUGUAGAUAAGUGAAGAAAAACCCAAAUAAAUGUUAGUUAACAUUUAAUAUUUAUAAGCAUUGGCUCUUUCUGUUGAUACGAUACUGUAAAAAUGAGCAUGUUCCAGGCAUAGUCGCGAUGGAUAUUAAUCAUGAUUAAUUAAUUUGUAAGCUGUGAUCAAUCAAAUCAUUUCAUUUUUUUGUAGUUUAGCCAUUGAAUUGCAUUAACAAUAUUUUACAUCAAAGUCUACAAUAAAUAUAAUUUCUUUAAAUGGUAAAUUUAAUAGACUUCAUAAUAAAAUAACGCAGGUAUUGGAUCAGUUCUUGGGAUUAACAGAUACCUAAACUCCAGGUAUUAAAAUCGGUAAACAAAAAGAAAAAAGUUACCGGAACAACCCUGUUUAUAACACAAACGAUGGCUAAUGACCAACAUGGAGACAAAGUGCCACUACAACAGGAUGACAAAUUACAAGAGAAAAUAAAGAUGAACAAUCAAUUAAAUAAAUACAAGAAUAGAGAAAUAAAUUACAAGUUGUUUAGGUUCAGGUUGCCUGUCACUGUACUAAAAACAACAAAGCUUGGUAAGCAUAACUAAACACCCCACAAGUUUGAAAUGACCGGAACCUCUGAAAACAGUCCUCACUCCCUGAAUGCCUGAAUU